This is a messenger RNA of Lobosporangium transversale, 1228 nucleotides long. RefSeq lists its product as hypothetical. The coding region runs from base 65 to 1201 and encodes 378 amino acids. The transcript has a single exon. The record is from RefSeq and is a predicted model, not a curated record. Lineage: Eukaryota; Fungi; Mortierellomycota; Mortierellomycetes; Mortierellales; Mortierellaceae.
CUAAUAUUUCUCUGCCUGCAGCCAACUAACACCCUUGAAUAACUCUGAUCACCCUAAAUUCAAGAUGAAGCCUCAGAUGUCAACCAAGAAGCCUCUUCAGAGUCGCCACCGAGUCAAUGGUGCAGCUGCUGCCAACGGCCAACAGCAACCUGGGGCCUGCCCUGCGGUCCCUCGGAUGUUGCGACGCAUGACAAAGCAGUCCUUUAUGGACGUCGAUCUCCAGUACCUGAUGAGGCUUGAUCCUACAACGCCAGAUCCUUUUGAGAACUCAUCUUCUAUCUUUGAUGAUCCUCCUUCUCUCUUUCGCCCUCUACCAGCAUCCAUCAUUGGCAGCGGUAUUGCAGGUACGGGCCAAUGGAUGUCAGCUGAGGCCAUUCGCUUGCAGAAGGAACAGGAGGACCUUCGAGUACAAUACCUGCAGUUCCUUCAUCAAUUGAAUCACACGAAUCCACAUAGCUAUCUGGUUCAUAUGAACGCGUUUGCGACCGAAUUUCCGCAAGAGUUUGCGCAGCUUCAGGCUUAUAUCCGCUACCAGGAGCAGGUCAUGAACCAGCAGCGUGAAGAGGCUAGACGUCAGGAGGAGAUGCGUCAAUAUCAGUUGCAGCUAGAGCAGCGUCGUCAACAAGAGGAAGAGUUGAACCAAUUUAAACAAUUUAGAGAGAUGCAAUCUCGACAGGAACACGUACAGGAGAUGCAAGAACUGCUGCAAGAAUGGCUCCUUAAACGCCAACAUGCUCGAGCGACCAGCUUCCGAAUGGGUACGAACCAUAGAGACGACGGACUAGAUCUAGCAGAUGUAAUUACGAUUGCACUGCAGAAAGAUCCCAAACUGAUGGAACGGGUAUUGAGCACUGCAGGGCCUGAACAAGGUCUAAACCUUAUACUGACACCGGCACAGCAGCAGGAGUUUGGGCAGUUUUUGCAACAGAAGAGGAUCCAGGAGUUGUUGGCUAUUGAAAAGAAGAGGCAAGAUAUGGCUGCGGCAGGGUUCAGUAAUUUUGCAUUCCAACCAUCCCUGUCGUCCUCCUCUUCACCAUUCCUCGCAGCUGGGAUGUUUAAUACAAACUUUGGCAUCGGCAGCAGUAGUGAUAGCUGGGCAAGCAAUUUUGGUAGCGGAUCAGUGUUUCCUAGCCGAAUUCCGAUGACGAGCGAGACUAAGAGAACGUCCAAGGGUUCAUUGCACCAGAAGUACCGCAAGUGAGCGGAGUCCGUUUUUGAACAAUAGCAG